AUGGCCGCCGGACCGAUCGCCGAACGGAACCAGGACGCGACCAUCUACGUGGGCGGCCUCGACGAGAAGGUGAACGAGGGCACGCUGUGGGAGCUCUUUGUGCAGGCGGGCCCGGUGGUGAACGUUCACAUGCCGAAAGAUCGCGUCACCAACCAGCACCAGGGCUACGGCUUCGUGGAGUUCAUCAGCGAGGAGGACGCCGACUACGGCAUCAAAAUAAUGAACAUGAUCAAGCUGUACGGAAAGCCGAUCCGCGUCAACAAGGCGAGCGCCCACCAGAAGAACCUCGACGUCGGCGCGAACGUUUUCAUCGGCAACCUCGACCCGGAGGUGGACGAAAAGCUGCUGUACGACACCUUCUCCGCCUUUGGCGUCAUCCUCCAGACGCCCAAAAUCAUGCGCGACCCGGAGACGGGCAACUCAAAGGGCUACGCCUUCAUCAACUUUGCCUCCUUUGACGCCUCGGACGCGGCGAUCGAGGCGAUGAACGGCCAGUACCUCUGCAACCGACCCAUCACCAUCAGCUACGCCUUCAAGAAGGACGCCAAGGGCGAGCGGCACGGCUCGGCCGCGGAGCGCCUUCUCGCCGCACAGAACCCGCUGGCGCAGGCCGAUCGACCGCAUCAGCUAUUUGCGGACGCACCACCGACGGCGCCCAUGAUGGGAGCUCCGCCUCCGCCACCACCGCCGUCGCUGAUGCCGCCCAAUGCCCUCGGCCACGCGCCUCCGCCGCCGCCAAUGUUCGCCUAUGGUGGCAUGCCUCCGCCGCCCCCACCGCAGUCUGCUGUUCCCGGCGUAGGCGACGACCCAAUGGCCAACAUGGCGGCCAUGGCGCACGCUCACGCCCACGCCCAAGCGAUGAACCACCUGAGCCACCUGAAUCACAUGGCCGCCUUCAAUCCAAUGGGAUGA
This is a messenger RNA of Rhagoletis zephyria (snowberry fruit fly), 912 nucleotides long. Lineage: Eukaryota; Metazoa; Arthropoda; Insecta; Diptera; Tephritidae. The record is from RefSeq and is a predicted model, not a curated record.